CGCACACAUUGACACACACAAACACACAGCAAACUCUCGUCACUUGUUUUUGUUUCCCGUCUCCCCAGCUGCUCUGACCCUUCCCUCCCCUCUGUCUUUUUUUCUCCGCUCUCCUCGGACCAUUCCAGCUUUCUCCUCUCCUCCCUUCGGUUGUGAGUGUGUUUUUUGGGUGCAGGAUGUGUUGUUCGGUGGGUUUUGCCAGGUCUCUGGGCCUGGCCCUGCUGCCUCUGGCCCUCUGCUGUAUCGUGGCCAACGUGCUGCUGUUGUUUCCUAUGGGAGAAACCACCUACCUUAAGCAGGACCGCCUGGCCAGCUACAUCUGGUACUUUGGUGGACUGGGAGGCGGAGGACUGAUGAUGCUGGUUCCAGCUGUGGUGUUCAUCUCUCUGGGGAAAUGUAGCUUCUGCUGGAAUGAGAGCUUAAUGAUGUGCGGCUCAGUGUUGGCAGCUGUGAUCGGACUGGUGGGGUCUUGCUACUGUUUGGUUAUAUCAGGGUUCACUUUGGUGCAGGGUCCCCAGUGCUUCACCUCUUUUGGAUGGUCUUACCCCUUUGCAGACCAGGGGGGCAGGUACCUCUUACAACCAGAGCUUUGGUCACGGUGUCUUCAGCCAGUCAACAUUGUGGAGUGGAACGUGACUCUGCUGUGUGUGCUGAUGGGUUUGGCUGUGCUGGAGUUCAUCAUAUGUCUCAUGCAGCUGGGGAGCGGUUUGGUCAACGCUGUCUGUCGGCCCUUUUGCUAUAAGCAGGAGUACAGUCUUAAUGCUUAGGUGAACACAUUUGUAUGUACACUCACUGGCAGAGACACAAGAGCAUGCGCACACAUAGACAGUCACACAUUCAACCUGUAUGCACACCUAUGGGACACUAAUGGGCACAUGCAUAUGUACAGCCUCUUUGCCUUAUGUGUGUGUUUGAAAGCAUUUUUACUUUGACACACAUGGAGCAACCACUAUGUCGCUAUGCUUUUAAUCAGUCUUUUUGGAGCGGGUGAAAUCCCUGUUCAGUCAUUGAUGAUAACUAAAACUAUUUCUGAGGCAAUAAGUUAUCAGUCCAUCAUAAUGUUGAUGUAUAUGUGUGUUUAUGUUGACUUGUGUGUCUUGAAUACUGCAUAAAAACUGAAAAAUGAUGCUAAAUCACGCUGUAACUGGUGAAAAGAGGCGAUGCAGACCAUCAUGUACAUAUCAAUGUAUAUAAUAAAAACAAAGUAGAGCAUCCUCAAAAAGAAUAAUAUCAAUAUUAGGUAUAAUGGAUUAUAGGUGUUAAAGUGUUGGGACAGUUGCGUGAAACAAACAAAAACUGUUGUUUCCUUUUUUAAAACCACAAAAACGUUAUUUUUUAAACUUAAUGACGACUUAUUGCCUACAUGGAUACAUACAGUGUUUGUAUUAUUCCUGCCAAGGUUGCUUACUUUCUUUAUGAUCAAUACUUACUGUGUAUACCUCGUUGACUUCAUAAAUCCAUCGACCACCCUGUCUUUUUUGUGCAUGAGCAGAUGAUACUGCACUUCAGAUUCACAUCAUUACUCUUGUAUAAUUCCUAUUAAAGCCACAUAUUUUUUACAGUAUUUAUGGUGUCAUUGCAAGAAGUAAUGCACAUUUCCAUUACAAUAGUGAUUACAAUGAUGCACCAGAAAGUGUCCUUCCUGUCAGGUUGAAGUCUUUUGGCUCAAAUAUUUAAACACUGGACCAACUGAGGAGCACAAGCAAAUGUAUGUUUGUUUAAAACCAUUGUCAUUGUCAGAGCUUUUUUUGUCAUAAUUUGUUUUUCUGAUGCCAGAUCAGCGUUGACAGACAUUUUAUAUAUAUUUUAGUGACAUAUUUUUAUAAUGUAUGUUAUUUGUUUGUGCUGUCUUGAAUAAAAAAAUAACUUUCCA
Molecule: messenger RNA, 1873 nt
Organism: Notolabrus celidotus (New Zealand spotty)
Lineage: Eukaryota; Metazoa; Chordata; Actinopteri; Labriformes; Labridae
Gene: tm4sf1
Product: transmembrane 4 L six family member 18
Exons: 4
Coding region: 177-767 (196 amino acids)
Cellular component (GO): membrane
Source: RefSeq, a predicted model, not a curated record